ACAUCAUGGACCAAAGGUUAAUUUUAGUGGCAAUGAUACUCUUGAUUCUUCCGUCCAUUGUAGCAUGGGAUCCCUGGGUCAAAGCAAAUCUCCGUCCUGUAUGUUUUAGCACAAGGGAUAGCAAGUAUGGCAGUUUCAACGUCCCUACCAGUGGCAAGAUAGUCGCUGUAAAAUUGAUCCACCUCAGUGGUUACGUGAGUUGCGCUAUAAGCACGAUUUCCCACUGGUCUUUCUGGGGCUGUGGUAACCAUGGUUUAAUAAAAAAUCACGUCAGUCUUGCCAUCACAACAUCAAGCAAUGCCCUCCUUAUGCCGCCAAACCCGUUUUUCACGUUCUCUGGAGGUGCUGGAAAGUGGUCCGAGUUACCGGAAUAUAACUCGUUUUCUCCUGAGAUCAUCCUGCCGCGUUUUUCUCCUUACUCGGUGAGCUCGGGCCAAGAAUUGCGACUUUGGUAUGGUGAGGAUUUGGUGGACUACGCUGAAACCGACAAUGGAGGAUUAGUCUGCUGUAAUGUUUAUGUUCUGUACGUCUGAUAACAGUCCUAGCAAGUUUCAGUUUCAAGUUUCAGGCAGAUUUUCUGUAAUGAUUCUUUUUUUUUUUUUCGCUUUCUAGCUGCAGACUGAAUUAAGGGUUCAAUUAAUUCUAGUAACAUUUAGUAUUAAAGAUAUUGCUUUACGUCGUUGGAGGAAAAGGAAAAAUGGAUAUAAGAAAUACAGAAAGCUAUAAAACUAAUAUCUUUGAACUGUGAUUAAAUGGUACACCACAGAGCACAUAAAAAGGGAUUUUGCUUUGAUUUGGGCAGUU
Messenger RNA from Orbicella faveolata, 804 nucleotides. RefSeq lists its product as uncharacterized. The record is from RefSeq and is a predicted model, not a curated record. NCBI's taxonomy places the organism in Eukaryota, Metazoa, Cnidaria, Anthozoa, Scleractinia, Merulinidae.